Plasmodium gaboni is the source of this 273-nucleotide messenger RNA. RefSeq names its product acyl-CoA binding protein, isoform 1, ACBP1. The record is from RefSeq and is a predicted model, not a curated record. NCBI's taxonomy places the organism in Eukaryota, Apicomplexa, Aconoidasida, Haemosporida, Plasmodiidae. The transcript has a single exon. Gene Ontology annotation, biological process: fatty acid metabolic process. The coding region runs from base 1 to 273 and encodes 90 amino acids. Gene Ontology annotation, molecular function: fatty-acyl-CoA binding.
AUGGCUGAGCUCUUUGAGGAAAGUGUUUCUUUUAUUAAUAGUGUACCUAAAAAUGUAAAUUUGCCUAACGAAAUUAAAUUAAAUUUGUAUAAAUAUUAUAAGCAGGGUACAAUUGGUAAUUGUAAUAUAAAGGAACCAAGCAGAUAUAAUGUAUAUGAUAGAAGAAAAUAUAAUGCUUGGAAAUCUGUAGAAAAUUUAAAUAGAGAAGAUGCAAAAAGAAGAUAUGUUCAACUUGUUAGCGAGUUAUUUCCUUAUUGGCAAGAUGGGGAAUAA